Protobothrops mucrosquamatus (brown spotted pit viper) is the source of this 824-nucleotide messenger RNA. RefSeq names its product ribosomal protein S3 (gene RPS3). The record is from RefSeq and is a predicted model, not a curated record. Bases 51 to 782 code for a protein of 243 amino acids. Gene Ontology annotation, biological process: positive regulation of apoptotic signaling pathway; translation. The transcript is spliced from 7 exons. NCBI's taxonomy places the organism in Eukaryota, Metazoa, Chordata, Lepidosauria, Squamata, Viperidae. Gene Ontology annotation, cellular component: nucleus; cytosolic small ribosomal subunit. Gene Ontology annotation, molecular function: RNA binding; structural constituent of ribosome.
UCUGCGCCGGCGGAAGCCACUUCUUUUUCGCCAGAGCGGCGCGGCUCAAGAUGGCGGUACAGAUCUCCAAGAAGCGAAAGUUCGUGGCCGACGGUAUCUUCAAAGCUGAACUGAACGAGUUUUUGACUCGGGAGCUGGCCGAAGAUGGCUACUCUGGGGUGGAGGUCCGAGUUACCCCAACCAGGACCGAGAUCAUCAUCCUUGCCACCAGAACUCAGAACGUUCUCGGAGAGAAAGGACGUCGGAUUCGCGAGCUGACGGCCGUCGUUCAGAAGCGGUUUGGCUUUCCGGAGGCUAGCGUGGAGCUCUAUGCCGAGAAAGUGGCCACCCGAGGACUGUGUGCCAUCGCCCAAGCAGAGUCCCUGCGGUACAAGCUUCUGGGGGGCCUGGCCGUGCGUAGGGCGUGUUACGGCGUCCUGCGUUUCAUCAUGGAAAGUGGAGCCAAGGGUUGCGAAGUAGUGGUGUCUGGCAAACUCCGGGGCCAGCGUGCCAAAUCCAUGAAGUUUGUGGAUGGGUUGAUGAUCCACAGCGGGGACCCCGUCAACUACUACGUGGACACCGCCGUGCGUCACGUCCUGCUCAGACAGGGGGUGCUGGGCAUUAAGGUGAAGAUCAUGCUGCCCUGGGAUCCCAGUGGGAAGAUUGGGCCCAAGAAGCCCCUGCCGGACCACGUCAGCAUCGUGGAGCCCAAAGAAGAGAUUCUGCCCACCACCCCCAUCUCGGAGCAGAAGGGCACCAAGCCGGAGCAGCCGCCGAUGCCCCAGCCGGUGCCCACGGCUUAAGAGGUUUUUGGUUUAAAACCUUGGAAGUUCUAUAAAAAAAAA